AUGAUGGUUCUCCGUCGUCGUCCCUCAGCUAUCGAUAUGGCACUCAGUGAGGAGCGGUCUCGAUGUGAUGGGAAUGCGAUUGAAAGACAAGGUCUCGAUAUGAUGGAGCCAAGGCCUGUGGAUAUGAAUAUGAAUGUGAAUAUGAAUGUUCAUAUCGCCCCUACAUCUACCUCUAUGAGUACGGAUGGGGAUUCUAUUCGGAAUUCCUCGACGGGUACUCGGUCUAGGGUGGGACGUGGAAGUGGCAGUGCGAAUGGGGAUUCGAGUUCGAAUAGAGGGAGUGUUCAUAUGGCUUCGCCGAAUCAGCCGCGAUUUGUUAUGGGAGGUAUUUUUGAGGUUAUGGAAGGGAGGGCUUAA
Molecule: messenger RNA, 357 nt
Organism: Penicillium malachiteum
Lineage: Eukaryota; Fungi; Ascomycota; Eurotiomycetes; Eurotiales; Aspergillaceae
Exons: 1
Coding region: 1-357 (118 amino acids)
Source: RefSeq, a predicted model, not a curated record